UUUGCUCACCCACGCAAAGAGCAGUGGACUCCACAAAUGUAACAGUCACCUGGUCUCCACUACCUUGUGCGGAUCAUUACGAUGUGGAAUAUGCACUGAGCCAUAAAGAUGGUUGCGAACAGAUCAACUCACUGAUGUAUGACCAACACUGCACAUGUCGGGAAAGUCAAACCACUGUAAAUGGUUUGAUGCCAAACUCUCAGUACGUUGUACAAAUCAAGGCCUAUGUCAACGGUGCUUAUGGACCACCGGCAACGACACAGAUCACUACCACCUCAGCAGCACCGACUGGCCCACCCACACUGGUGACGACUGAAUCUAUUGGCCAACGCAAUCUCACUUUCACCUGGAGUUCUCCAUCGUGUGGAGACCGAGGCGGUACCCUCACGGAAUACGUCUAUGAGCUGAGUAGCCCAAAUACUGGAUGGAAGACUUCUGCACCUAUAUCUGCUGAGGAAGUCACAAUAAAUGAACUUCUCCCCUUCACAAAUUAUAGUUUCCGAGUAAUCGCAAAGAACAGCGUCGGGAAUGGCCCGUUCAGUGAAGCAGUAACUGCGAGGACUUUGGAAGCAGAGCCAACAGUUCCGUUGAAUGUUCACAUCCAGUCGGUGGACAACGUUUCUGUCAUUCUCCGAUGGUCGGAACCAGACCCUCCAAGGGGAGUUAUCACACACUACAAUGUUCGCUACUGGAAGAGUGCCCAAACAGAUACUAUGGAGACUACAGCGGAUGUGAUGGGAUUGAUGCAUCGUGUGGCAGGGCUGGAAGCGAGUUCAACCUACCUAUUUCAGGUGCAAGCCACAACAUCAGCUGGUGCUGGUCCUUGGAGUGAGGCUAUCAACACAACGACAGCAAUUGGAGUUCCAGGGCCAAUAAGAAACCUUACUUACACGGAGAGGACAGAAACAUCGAUCACUUUGUCGUGGAACCCACCUCUGGAACCUAGAGGGCCCAUUCUCGGUUACAUAGUGGAGUACAGGAUUUUAGAGAGUCCUCAACCACACCUACCUGCAGAGAACGCAUAUCACAGCAGUGAAGUUCAGGGAUCACCUUUUCUUCAGAACAACCUCAAUUCCGGCACAAAAUAUGAGUUCAGGGUCGUGGCGAGGAAUGGGAUGUUCCAGGGGACUCACGAUGAAGUCUUGGUGGUGUAUACGAAGCCGCUAGAUCAACGUAUACCGCCUCGACCAACUCUCCAUCAAGCCGAAACCACAGAUACGACAGUAACAAUUAGUUUCGUUGCCCUGGGGUCUGAAAAGCGCAUCGAAUCACAUGUUAUCCAUGUAAAGAGGCUUGGUGUUUUGUCAGUCAACAAGAGGGAUGUCCUCGUACCAGGAAGCUACGAGGACCCAGCUAGCGGGUACAUUACGGCCAAAUUUCUCAAGAAUAACCUCCCAGAGAUAUUUGUAGUCGGAGAUUCUAAGAUGUAUGAUGGCUACUGGAAUGCACCGCUACAGAGAGAUGCUGUCUACAACAUCAGGGUGGGGUCUCUUACUCAAGUCAACGAAAGGGAAGUCAAUGUAACAUACUCAGAGCCACUGACAGUUACUGUGCAACCUUCAGAACCUGCAGAAAACCAAAAUGCAGCAAUUAUAACAGCUGCCGUGCUUGGUCCAAUUUCGCUCGUUCUUACAUUGACUGUCGUCAUUACAUGUGUGAUAUGGAGAAGACGAAGUCUGAAAAGUACCUCCAAUGAUUCCCUGCUGCCAGGAACUGUGGAAAUGAUGGUCAAACCUUCAGCUCACUCCCCUGAGUCUGCUGGUGCAGACAACAGGGACAGUGUCAUUUACGAGGACACGGUUCUUCCUUCCGGGACACAAAAAAUGGAUAUCAAAUGGAAGAAUUUGAUCGUUGAGGACGUAGUUCUUGGCAAGGGCAACUUUGGUGAAGUACGGGCAGGAGGCGUUCGGGUCAAAGGCGAAGUCACCAAGGCAGCUAUCAAAACACUAAAAGAUGGCGCUUCUGAUUCUGCUGUGAAGGAUUUCAAGGAGGAAAUGCAGACAAUGGCGAACAUCAAGCCUCAUCGUAACAUCGUUUCUCUCUUGGGGGCGUGCUAUCAUGAAGGGAUUUUGCACGUCGCACUUGAAUAUCUUCCUAAUGGCAACCUCCGAGAUUAUCUGAGGAGAAACCGCCCAAAGCAGGAACAAGGAAAGGAGCAAAACACCGAAACAUCUCAUUUGACUUCUUUAAACUUAUUGACAUUUGGUGCAGAUGUAGCAACAGGAAUGGACCAUCUUUCUAAGACAGGGAUCAUCCACCGUGACUUGGCUGCAAGGAAUAUUCUUCUUGCUGAAGACUUAACCGCCAAAGUCUCUGACUUUGGCCUUUCCAGAGGGGAGGAUAUCUAUGUUCAGAAAUCAUCGACACGGAUUCCAGUCCGCUGGUUGGCCAUAGAAUCCCUGACUCGUCGUAUCUACAAGUCCAAGAGUGACGUAUGGUCGUUUGGAAUCCUGCUGUGGGAGAUAGCAACAUACGGAUCCACCCCAUACCCUGGGAUUGAGAGCAAGUCACUGGCUCAAAGAUUGUUAGAUGGAUACCGCAUGCCUAAGCCGGAAAACUGCACCGAUGACAUCUAUAAUCUGAUGCUGGAGUGUUGGCAGGAGAUUCCAAGCAGACGUCCGACCUUUAAAGAAAUCAACGAAGUUCUCGAGGACAUGAGCGCCCAUUCGAAUGAACAAAUUUACAUGUCACCCACCAUCUACGAAAACUUCAUCAUCAAGAAAGAAUUCGACGAUAACUAGGUCAAUGCAAUGGCCCAUAUCAUAUAAAGACUCAUUGUGGAAAUCAUUCUGAGUGACUAUUUGAUUCCUUUCAAUGUUUUGAGUUGGAAACAUACUGAUACAGAAUUUUAAGAGCAAGCGAUCAAUAGGCAUAUAUUCGUACAUACACGGAAAUACUCAUACAGUAAUAAAUAAGUGUAGUUAUCUUAAUUCAAUUGCAUAAUGAUUAGAUUAGGUAUUUUUGUAUUUCAUUUCAUAGCAAAGGGCUCAAACCGCGUUUUGUGGAUAUUUUCUAAUAAAUAGCUAUAGCUUCGAUAUCGUAUGUAACCUUAGUAUUUGAAAUACCUGCUGGUAAUUUACCUUCCACAUAUUUAUAGUAUUUAGUGCAGUUAAAGGUUUUUUUUCUGUUAUUUUGUAUCCCGUUUUGUUCGUCUUUGCAAGUUCAGAUACCCUGAUGAUUUGUAAUUUGAUUGAUGUGAUUUGCAUGCAGUGAAUCUACUCUUUCGGUACCCUUUCGGAAGAGUUCUGAUCAUCAUUAUUCUGUCUACUUCAUUUUGUCGUUUAAAUUUGAACUGUAUGCAUUGCUUGGUAAAAACGUGUAAAGUGUGAAAAAAUCUUAGAUUGAAUUUCUUUUCCAUUGAAACAUUUCUUUUGGCUUUGAGUUAAUUUUGAGAAUUUUACACUUUACUUUCAAAUUGUUGAUUUGAAUUUGAGUCAGGUGAUUGACCUUAUUUUUCACCUUGCUUUGUUAUAAUAAAGAUUUCAAUUUAAGUUACUUUAACUUGACUUUCGUUUGCCUUCAGAAUUAGUUUGCUCUUCCCUUGUGCGUUACUUCAUAGCCUGGUUUGAAAGUUCUCUCUUAAACUGCUCGAUGGAUUUGUACUUCAGGGUGUUAUUGAAUACUUAUUCGUAAAACGGUUUAAUAGUCAGUAACUCGUUUUCAAAAACCAAGCAAAUGUUGUUGCACUACUAUACACUACCAACGUUAUUAUUAUUAUUCGUUUGAAAUUGUCUACAGUAAAUUCUCGAUAACAUUGAUUUCUAGAAAGUAAACUUUGAUGUAUAUACUCAGAUGUAUAGGUCAAGCUGUGAUUUUCGAUAUAAAUAACUUUUUGUUAUAUUUGUACUAUUCUAAGAAGUUAUUAAUGAAAUAAACCUGAUGCAAAUUACGAAUAGCAGCAGGAACACGGUACAAAUUUGUCUGCAUCGUAGACUUUGUUCAAGCCUUACAGUGUUGAUAACACAAUUAAAUACCAUGCGUAAAGGAAGGCAAAGCAGGUUUAUAGACAAUAUUGUUUAUUCACACUAACAAAUUUACUUUCUUUAUGUCAUCAGCUGCAAAGUUUCGACAACACUAGCUUGGGGUCAGAAAAGCCACAUUUAAAAUGACGUUUUCCCGGUGUUUCUUCUUCUCAUUUCCAAAGACCCUUCAAACUCGUUACUCACUUUAUUAAUCACACACUCAUCGUGUUGAAACAUAAGUGAACCUACAGACAGUGUCUUUCAUGUAUUGUCUAUACAGGUACCUAUACCUCUACAUAAAGGGAAUGAAGCUUGCAAGUACAGCCUCUCUCUUAGCUCCAUCUUACAAAUAGACCCUUAAACAAUGGUUGAACUCCAGGUGCACAGAUCUUUUGAGUCGAAUAGAAACGCAGCCUGGUAACCUUGGGAAAAUUGCACUUUAUAUGCGU
Acanthaster planci (crown-of-thorns starfish) is the source of this 4411-nucleotide messenger RNA. RefSeq names its product receptor-type tyrosine-protein phosphatase kappa-like. The record is from RefSeq and is a predicted model, not a curated record. Gene Ontology annotation, molecular function: protein binding; protein tyrosine phosphatase activity; ATP binding. NCBI's taxonomy places the organism in Eukaryota, Metazoa, Echinodermata, Asteroidea, Valvatida, Acanthasteridae. Gene Ontology annotation, cellular component: plasma membrane; signaling receptor complex. Gene Ontology annotation, biological process: multicellular organism development; protein phosphorylation; positive regulation of kinase activity.